Messenger RNA from Taeniopygia guttata (zebra finch), 7223 nucleotides. RefSeq names its product cAMP responsive element modulator (gene CREM). Gene Ontology annotation, molecular function: DNA-binding transcription factor activity, RNA polymerase II-specific; RNA polymerase II cis-regulatory region sequence-specific DNA binding; protein binding. Gene Ontology annotation, cellular component: nucleus; ATF4-CREB1 transcription factor complex. The record is from RefSeq and is a predicted model, not a curated record. NCBI's taxonomy places the organism in Eukaryota, Metazoa, Chordata, Aves, Passeriformes, Estrildidae. Gene Ontology annotation, biological process: regulation of transcription by RNA polymerase II.
CGCCCGCGCGCGGCUCCGCCUCCCGCCGCGGCCGCUGGCGCUGGGAGGCCCCACAGACGCCAUUUCCUCGGCGCCCCCGCGGCGGCGCGGCUGCAUCAGCGCUGACGUGAGGCCGACGUGCGACUCCGCCCGGCCCGAUCCCCCCCACCCCCUGUGACGGGGGCAGCACGUACAGGGCGGCGGUGCAGGGUUUGGUAGGAGAGAAAGGGAGCCGAAGAGAUCCAAGCUCUUGUUUUAAAUCUCACACCUUCUAUUAUGACUAAGUGUGCCAAGAAAUAUCGAAAAGGACCUGUCAGACUGAUGACCAUGGAAAUGGUUGAACAGGAUGACAAUGCAGCGGAUUCUCUGACAGAGAGAAGUGCUGGUCCCCUUCGGAAUCAGCCAGGCCAGAAUCAGAUUUCCUCAGGAUCUGAGGUUUCUGUAGCUGCUUCCAGUGCUGGAAGAGGAUCUCCAGCUGUAACUCUAGUGCAGUUGGCUUCUGGUCAAACUGUUCAUGUCCAGGGUGUCAUUCAAGCUACACAGCCCUCAGUCAUUCAGUCACCACACAUGCAAGCUGUUCAGGUAGCAUCGAUUGCAGAUGAAGCUGCACCAUCAGAAGUGAUAAUUGAUUCUCAAAAACGUAGGGAAAUACUUUCAAGAAGGCCUUCAUACCGAAAAAUUUUGAAUGAGCUCUCAUCAGAUGCACCUGCAGUAGCGAAGAUUGAAGAAGAAGAGAAGUCAGAAGAUGAAGGAACGCCUUCUGGUAUUUCUGCAAUGGCCAUGCCAACCAGCCUGUAUCAUACUAACACAGGGCAAUACCUUACCAUAUCUCAAGGUGGUACAAUUCAGACUGUGACAAAUUCAGGAGCUCCUCAGCCAGGCGCUACCAUUGUGCAAUAUGCAGCACAGUCAUCUGAUGGCACACAACAGUUUUUUGUUCCUGGAAGCCAAGUUGCUGUUCAAGCUGCCACUGGAGACAUGCCAGCUUACCAGAUUCGAACUCCCACCACUACCUUGCCUCAGGGAGUGGUUAUGGCAGCCUCACCAGGGACUUUGCACAGCCCUCAGCAAAUGGCAGAAGAGGCAACACGCAAGAGAGAGCUGAGACUUUUGAAAAAUAGGGAAGCUGCCAGAGAAUGUCGCAGAAAGAAGAAAGAAUAUGUCAAAUGUCUUGAAAAUCGUGUGGCUGUGCUUGAAAACCAAAACAAGACUCUCAUUGAGGAACUCAAGGCCCUCAAAGAUCUUUAUUGUCAUAAAGCAGAAUAACUGUCUUUCAUUUGGACCUCCUUUAUUAUGAACUUUAAUCAAGGCAUGAGAGGAAGCAAUUCUACAGAUUGCCAUAUGAACUUGAGAAAGAGACACUUGAGGCCCUUGUGGAACCCAGUUUUGCUUAGUGUUUUCAGACUGAUUUGGGAGAUAUUCCAAAAUUUGGAAUUCUGUCAUAGUCUCCAUACUCUGCUGAGCUUUCUAAUGGCAUGCAAAUGGCUUUUUUGUUUGCACUUUUUACUUCUGCUUUUUGCAGGGAAGCUGCUAAAGAAUGUCGACGUCGGAAGAAAGAAUACAUAAAAUGUCUGGAGAGUCGUGUUGCAGUGCUAGAAGUUCAGAACAAGAAACUUAUACAGGAGCUUGAAACCCUAAAAGACAUUUGCUCUUCCAAAACAGAUUAGUAAAAAUAUUUAUUAUACUGUGAACUAAGAUAUGUCCAGUUGCUUUGUAAGACAAUACAUAGCCAACAUAACUUAUGGAAUCUUUGUGUCAUUUAUAAUAUAUUCCAACUCCUAACAUUCCUGAAUGCUUUCCUGCUUUCUGUCAAUUCAUAGCUCUAAUUUCAGGUUUUUCGUGCACCAUCCUUCUGUCUCCCAAGGAGCCAAAUUUGAAAAAAUAUAACGAAGUAAAAAAGUGCAUAAUUUCUAUGAGCUGUUUCUUUGCCAUAUAUUUACAUACUACUUUUUACAUGUUACUGAGUGUCCUGCACAUUCAAAAUAUUUUGCAAUUGUUUUAGAUGAAUCAUAAAGAUAAUGCAUCCAGUAAUACAAGAAAAUCAACCAACCCAAGGUAUCUCAGGAAAGAGUUUAUAAAAGAAUGUUAUGAUUAUAUGUAAGUACUAGCAUACUAGCCUACAGAUGAAUUUAUGGCAUAUUUUUAUAUUAGUUGCUUUGUGGAAAAAAGUAUUGUAUUGCUGUCACUGAGUGCCAUGGUUAAAGAUAGUUUUUAAUAGAACCAUGUUGUUUAACCUGUGUAGUGUCUGAUUUCCUUUAAAAACCUGGUUGAGAUGCUUUAAAAUCCAUGAGUAUCUGAAAGAAGACAAAGGGAAAAAAGCACACCUAAGCUCAUUACAUGAUGCUAAAUAUAUUGUAAAUACCUGUAAGAAGCUCUCUGUUAUAUGGCUGCUAUUUACUUAAAUUUUCUGUAAUCUGCAGAAUAUUUGAUUUGCUGGAGGUCUGUAUAUCAAAAUUUGAAUCUUCAUCCUGAAUACUUUACAUUCUAGAUCCUGUACACCUGUAGAUAAUUGCCUGUAGUGAAGAUUGAUUCAGUUCUUUUCACAAUUUCAGCAAAUACUAAGUGGUGGUCAAGGUGUCCUAAAGAAGGAAGCUUUUCAAUAAGUGACUGUUGGCUCUUUCACUGAAUUCUGGAAUAGCCUACAGAUGGGAUCUGAAGAGUUUUAAUAUAAACCCAUGUUUAAACCACGUUACAGCUCUCAUAAAUGCAGUAUGUGCCAACUUUCCAUUGUGCUUUGAAAAAUCUAGUGUAUAUGCAAAGUUGCUUCUGGGUACUUUUUAAAUUCAGGAAUGAUCUAAUGUUUGGCCAGUACAGUUUAUGAGCAGAGUAUUUGGGAGCUUUGCUGGAACUAAUGGCUUUACUGAUGUGGUAGGAAGAAAGGCCUGUAUCCUACUUAACUGGCUUUACUGAGGAUGUGUGUGUGUGAGUGUGUGGAAGGGGAGGAGGGAUGGAAUCAUACUGAAGUCAUUGAGACUUCCUAAUUUAAUUUAAACUCAAUUUGCAUUUAACCCUCUUCACUCUGACCCUGUUGGGACGGGUUGGUUUAUGUAUAUGGGUUUUUUUCUUCCCUACAUUUCUUGAAAUACACGGGAUAAUUUUCUAGAAUACUUUGAAAAUCCCACUAAGUACCUAAGUGACACCAUUUGCAAGAAGAGGUAUUCUCUCUUACUUCCUGCAGCCACAUCAGUUGAUUGAAGGAGGUAAGAAGAUACCUCUGGCCUCUAAGGCUCUGAUGCAGGUUUGGAACAAAAAAAGUAAACUUUGAAAUACCUUCUUCACUGUGAAAAUACAUCUGAAGUGCUAAGGUCAGCAGAAGUCAAAGGUUCUGUUCAGGUUGGACAGGAUGGAUGCAAUCUGCAGGUCCGUGUUGCAGCCUCUGUAGUGCAACAAGUAAGUUAUUUGUUGUGGCUCUGUCACUAAAGUCUGUUUUCUGUUACAGGUAGGCAUUGCCUCUGACUCACAAGGGAUUUGGAAACUUAAAUAGAGAGAAACUUGUGUAUGUGUGUGGUAGAUACCUCUCCAGUAAAAAAUCCCCUUUAUCUUCACAAUAGUGUCUGGUACUAAUUACAGUUAGAAAUUUGAUGGGAGGAAUCCUUGUCUAUUCCACUUCUGUGUAGUUUAUAUUUAUUUCUUUACUAGUAGAAUCAUAUAAUGGUUUGGGUUGGAAGGAGCCUUUGAGAUCAUCUGAUUCCAAACCUCCAUGCCAUAGGCAGAGAUUCCACUCACUAGUAAAUCAUGUUGCUUAGAGCUCCAUCCAACCUGGCCUUGAAUGCUUCCAGAGAUGGGGCAACCACAUCUUCACUGAGACACUUGUUGAGUGCUAAUUUCUUAGUAAAGAAUUAAUUCCUAAUAUCUAAUGUGCAUAUCUCCUCUUUAUAACAAUUGCCCCUUGUCCUGUCAUUUUCUACCUGUGUAAAAAAUUCUCUCAUCCUUUCCUGUAAGUACAGAAAGACUCAGUGAGGUCUCCCUGGAACUUUCUUUUCUCCAGGAUGAAAUAGCCCAGCCAUUUCAGGCAGUUCUCAUUGGAGAGGUGCUCCUACCCUGUGAUUAUGUUUGUGGUGUUCCACCAGACCUGCUCUAACAGGUCCAUGGCUUUCCCGUGCUGAGGCCCCCAGAGCUGGAUGCAGCACUGCCGGGGGUCUCUGCCAGAGCAAAGGGGCAGAACCCUCUCCCUGACCUGCUGCCCACCCUGCUGUGGAUGCAGCCCAGGAUGGACUCAGCCUUCGGGGCAGCAGGCACACACUGAAGCACUGAUGGAUGUGGUGCAGGAAAAAGGGAUUUUCAAUACAAUAGUAUUCUUUGUAUAGAAACACCAAGUGAAUCUGAGUUGGUUUAUUAUAAGAGAAUUUGAGCACUGCCCAAGCUUUGAUUUGGCAGAGCCAAGAGUUUUGUUUUUUCAUUAUCAAGUAAAAAGGCCAAAAAAAUUGUGGUUUUUUCCUUCCUGUUAGAAAACUGCAUUUCUAUUGUAUGAAACUCUUUUAUUGCUCAAGCCACACAACUGCAAGUUUCUUUAAGAUAGACAGCUAGAGGAUUGGCCUUGGAGGGAAAGUGUGUGUACACUGGCCUGCAUGGAUUUUAAUUUUUUUUUUUUUUUUUCAGAAUAGAUUUUCAUGUAGCUCAGGUAAAAUAGUCUCUUGGAAAAUAUCUUCAGCUUCCUAGACUUGGGGUGAUGAGGAAUGUAAUAGUCAGCUUCCUCCUAAGGUACAGCUUUGAGUCAUAGCUGUUUCCCUCUUUAAGCAGAUGUGCAAAGUCUAUAAACUAUCCAGACAGAUCUCUCUUGACUCUCUAAAACAGCCUCAGCUGUUUUGGCCAGUGAAGAAAGGGAUUAAAAUAAGUAUAUUGUAAGAGUAGGUGUGGAUUUGGCUUCUUUGGAAGGACUUUUUGAUUGUUAUUCCCACAGAUUUUGCGCUUUGCAAGAAUAAUUGGAGGUUUUUUGUUUUGUUGUUUUUUGUUUUUUUUUUUUUUUUUUUGGCUGCAGUUACACAGUCCUGAGGAGUGCAAGUUGUCUCCUGCUUGGUUUUCCUUCUGUUCUUGUCACACGUAAUUGCUGAUCUGUACUGGUACUCUGCAGACAUCAGUGUAAUAGCUAAAUUCAUUGUGAUUGUUUUCUGAAUUAAAUAUCUCUUCAAAGAAAACGAAGGGGUCUGCUCAGCUUCUAGUUUGGAUUGACUCAUUUUGCCCACAGUUUUUUCCUGUUUCAUCCCCAUGGUAUUUAGUGUGUGGGUGUGUACAAGGCAAGACUGUAUUGAGUGCUGAGCUGUUAAGCAGCUGACAGAAGUAACUGCCUUUUGCUUGUCAGCCUUUCUGUAGAAUAUACUGUCAUGUGGGGAGAGGGUCUAGUCUUUUUGAGAUUUUUUUAAGGCACUAUGAGGCCCUUGUGGAUGAGAAUAACAGUGAUCUCAUUAUUCCAGCAAAAGUGUUCUAUUAUGUGCUUGAUUUAGUAACUGAGGAAAAUAAUUUAGGUAAAUUCUAGAGCAAUUUGGUAGUCUGUCAUGCCAACUGGAAAUGGCGGGUAGCAAAAAUCAAAUUAUUCUUCUCUGUCUACGGAAUUUUUAGUCUACUUUCUCAGGUUUCUGGUUUUUUUAAAUUCUGAGUUAAAACUUCCUUCUUGCAACAGGCUUGCUCUAAUACAGUAUGAAGCAAAAGCUGUGUAUAUGCACAAAGUCUGAGAGAUAGUAUGCACAAAGUCUGAGAGAGAGCUGCAUGUAGACUGAGAAAAAAAACUUCAUUUUGUAUUCUGUGUGACUUGGAUGGAAAAAACAGUGAAGGAAGUGUCUUUGUUAUGGUAACUGCUGAGUUUUUUCCUCUCUUUAUAGCCUUUGUCAGUGAAAUCGGGUGUGAUUAAUACAUCUCGUGAAUUGAAUUAUGGCUAUAAAAAUGUCACAAUUGAGAAAACUCGUUAUCUAGCCAAGUCAUUGUUUUUGUUUUGUGGCUUCAAAAAUACAAUUUCCAAACAACCUUGGAUAUCCUCACACCAGGUAAAAGUUGCUGCAGAGUUGUUUAACAAGCUCAGUCUGGACCAAUGGGGGUGUUUUUUCUAAAAUAAUUCUCUUAAGGAUGUUUUUCCCCCUAAGCAAAGUAUUUAUCACAUUUCUAGCUUCCAUUAAUUCUUACAGAAGUGAGAGAACUGCAAACACAUUUUUAAGUUUAAUGUAUGCUGAGGUGUUUUGCUUGAUGAAGUUGAUUCUGAAAAUCUAGAUUCUCCUGGAUCCUGAUUAUGUGAACUGAAAGCUUUCUGAAGUUUGUCAGUUGGCAUACAAACAAAAAAAUACUGAAAUCCUUGACAUCUCUGCAUUUUUACGAGUGAAGUUGUCAGUUACUUCAAAGAUCCAGACAUGGGCCUGGGGCUGCAGCUUUCUUGAGAUGUGAGCGGCCCAAAUCUGUUGAGAUCUUCAAAGCAGACAUUGUUCUUUUUCUCUCAUUUGAAACCUGAUCUAAUUACCUUUUCUGAAGUGUGUCUAUUGGAAAUGGUCCUAAAAUUUCAACAGCCGCAUAAAACCAGGAAAAGUUAGGGUAGAUUGAACAGAGUGUUUGAAAACAUUGCUGUUACAGAGUAUAACACAAGCAGCUAUGGUAAGUUUGGAUGUGGGACUGUUUAUUUUUAAAUGUCUAUAUUUUUUGUGCAAAAGCCCAGUUGGUCUAUGUAGGGAUCAGAGUUCUGCAGUAUUGAGCACAGGAUGAAAUGUGUUAACAUUUCAAAAUCAGUUCCACUUUCUUUGUUGUAUCUUGUGUAAAUUUUUACCUACAGCUCUCUCCCUCAUACUGUCAGAGCUGUUCCAUACAUUCUUUGUUCUUUUUCAUUGAUGAUUUUCAUUUUCUUGAAAUACUAAUAUUGUUUCCUGUGAAAUGACAGUUGCUCAUGUUUGUAUCAUAUUUCUUCUAGUAUGUUUUGAACCUGGUGGUCAACAGAAAUUAACGUUCAUAGAUGUGUCAAAGAUCUCUCAAAAGUUCAUGAAAAUAGGGAGUUAGCAAUGAAGACAUGGACUUACUACAGGAGAAGUUGGAAUGUAAGAUUUUUUUAGAUUCAAGAAAACUUUCUCGGAAUUCUCUCCUAUUAGCUUCCAGAGAAUUAAUUCACUGAUUGCCCAUGAACCAUAGAAAACAAAGUUUUGUUGCUGACAACUAUUUGUGUUUUUUGGAGGAUAUUUGAAUGUCUGUAGAUUAUACUAUAUUUGUUUAAAAGGACAAAUUGUUUAUAGACAAAAUGUAUUUUAUUAAAAAGCUUGAAUACCUUGCAGACCGAA